Botrytis porri is the source of this 1161-nucleotide messenger RNA. RefSeq lists its product as uncharacterized. The record is from RefSeq and is a predicted model, not a curated record. Lineage: Eukaryota; Fungi; Ascomycota; Leotiomycetes; Helotiales; Sclerotiniaceae. The transcript is spliced from 2 exons. The coding region runs from base 1 to 1161 and encodes 386 amino acids.
AUGGUACUUUUCCAGUCUUCCAAUAGAUUCUCCAUUCUUCCCAUCAAGCACCUCCCCGAUGCCGAAGACGAAAACGAUUCUCUCCUCCCUCCCACAUCACAAAUCUCAUCCCCAAAACGUACACCUGCACCACGAAACCCUCAUUCCCACCCCUCCGCCCGCCAGCCCUCCCUCGCCAAACUCCCACCAUUCCUAAGAAUCCCCCGCGAAUUGCGCUGGAUGAUAUUCGACGCGCUCGUAGCGUCCAUUACCAAAAUCGAUAUUAAACCCUCGUUUAUCGAUACAUUCCACGCAUUGCGUCUCAGCACCAAAGGACUUCGAGAAGAAGUUAUCGGAUGGCUAAGAAAAAGACCCGAUGUGAUCAAUGCAUUUCCCUAUGGCUGUUUUAUCCCGCAACGCACCACAUUUAUUUUGAAAAUCGACGAUCACUGGAAAAAAAUCGUCAAGCACAAGACGGUUUCUGGGUCCCACGUAACAUUUAAGAGUGGUCCCAAAAAUAAAAAGACAAAUGACAAUUCGCAGUUCCCCGAAACAAAAGCCAUCAAAUACAUGAGUCGAGAACAAGCAUGGUACAGUUUCUGCCGCGCAUUAACCCCGUUACACAUGACGAAAAUGCAUCUCAAAUUCGAGAUAUCUCUCCCGGAAGAACUCGCACCGACGAGUCACGGCAGCGGAUUGAGUGCUCUUCCACGCGAAGAAUUAUUCCAAGCGCUCGCCGCAUCGCGAUAUCAGGAAGGAGCAUGGGCAUCGCAGCGGGUGUAUCUACAGGGGACCCUGGAUCAACUAGCGAGUUUGUAUAAAACGGAUACGCUGGCGCAAAUAGGAGAUAUGGUGCACCUGGUGCAGAAAACGGAAUUUGAUAAGGAGACGUGGAGGUUGUUUCGGGAUCAGCAGUGGGAGGUGGAUGAUUAUGAGAGUUUGUCGUAUCCGUUUGAUGCGACGUAUUGGGAGGAUCAGAAGUGGAGGGUUUGGGGGAAGGGGAAAGGGAAGGAGGUUUAUGAGUAUGGGGGGAGAGUCAUGGAGGCGGUGAUUGCGUCGGCGGAGGAGUUGAGGAGGGGUCCAAGUUUGGAGGGUUGGGCUUCUGUGGUGUCGGAGGUGGAUGAGGAGGAAUUAUUUGUGUCUAGGAGGGGUGAGUUAGGGGGGAAUACGGAGUGUUUGUGA